CCGCCCCCCUCUACCCUGCCCACCUCCCCCAGGCCUGCCGACGACCCUGGGCUUGUCGAUGACGGAGACCACGUCGACCAGCGUGACGCUGACAUGGGACUUGCUCGGCCCUGACCCUGUCCUCUUCUACAUCAUCCAGUACAAGCUGCAAUCGUCGGAGGGCCCCUUCCGGGAGACGGACGCCGUGCCCGACACGCGGCACACGCUCGCGGGCCUGGAGCCCGACUCGAUGUACGAGCUGCGGGUGCUGGCAGUGAACGGGAUGGGGCGCGGGCCGCCCAGCCCGCCGGCAUUGGCGCGCACCGGCGAACAGGCGCCGUCGGGCCCGCCGCGCAACGUGCACGCGUACAUGCUGGGCCGCACACCUAUCCUGCUGAUAGCAUGGCGCCAGCCCAAGGUGCCCAACGGGGUGAUCCGUGGCUACCGCGUCUACUGCGCCGUCGAACCCGUGCGGCCCGAGAGCACCUGGCUGGAAAGCGUCGUCGGUGGCGACGACUUUUUCGCCUUGUUGGGCGGCCUGGCGCCCAACACGCCGCACGUGCUUCGCGUGCUCGCCUUCACGUCCGCUGGCGACGGGCCCUUGUCCGACAAGAUCUACGUCGAGACCACCGUCGCAGCUCCUGUCCAGCCGGUGAAGCUGACAGCAGAAGCGGUGUCCGAAUCGAGCAUUCUGUUACGCUGGACCCCUCCGCACCACGGCGCCGUCGCCAGCUACGAGCUCUACGUCCGCCACGGGGGGGACAACAACAACGACAACAACAAAAACAAGGAGGAGGAGGAGGUGGUGACACUGGAGCCUUCCGCCGUGACGUUCCUGCUCGAGCGCCUGCAGCCCGACACCGUCUACCGCUUCCAGCUGUCGGCGCGCUCCCGCGCCGGGCUGGGACCCGCCACCUUCACGGUCACGGAGCGCACCAAGCAGUCAGCCCCCUCGGCACCCCCACAAAACACGUCGUGCGUGUCCCUGAGCCCCGGCAGCGUGCUGGUCAGCUGGGAGCCGCCGCCCGCACACGGCCGGCACGGCACCAUCACGGGCUACACGGUCGCCUACAGGGAGCUGCCGCCCGGCCAAGGCACGGCGCACGCACCCGACGCAGACGGCUCGGGCAGGGGGGAUGACGGGAAGGACGGGGAGGCCGGGGAGGACGGCUCGGAAGGGCAGCCGAGCUGGGUGGGUGGCUGGCGCCAGACGCCGCUGCAGCCCGCAGAGCGGCGGAGCGUGACGCUGCGCGGGCUGAGCGAGCGGGCCCCGUACGAGGUGACGGUGCGGGCACACACGGCGGUCAGCCCGGGGCCCCCGUCGCUGCCCGUCCAGGCUCGCGCACUCAAGGACGCCGCCACCACCACCGCCACCACCACCACCUCCCGACCCUCGUCCGCGGUGUCUACGGGAGACGAGGCGACGCUCCCCGCCGGUGGCGGCAGCGCCUCCAUCAGCUUCAUGGCGGCCAUAGCGGUGCUGGCGAUCCUCCCCUUCGUGGUGUGCACCGCGUGGGGCACACGGAGCGCCGGCAAACGUGGCGAUGAGCGAGGAGGAAACGCCCCGAACCUGCUCCCCGAGAAGGAUACCGUCUCCGACUGCAGCGGCUACGUGAGCAAUGUGCUGGCCGGGGUUCGCCACGAUGACGGCGGCGACGAUGGCGACGAUGUCACCGUGGGGAUGAUGGAGCUGCUGCACGUGGAGGAGGUGGUGGAGGUGGUGGAAGGGGAGGAGAUUGCCUUCAUCGGUGCUACAGACACGGAGCCCCCAGCAGCCGAGUGAGGCUGUGUGCAGCACAGGCAAUGUGUGUGUUUGUGUGCGCAGCGCGUGCUAGGCUGCCACUCUAGUAGUAGUGGUGUAAUAAAA
This is a messenger RNA of Lethenteron reissneri (Far Eastern brook lamprey), 1846 nucleotides long. RefSeq names its product receptor-type tyrosine-protein phosphatase delta-like. NCBI's taxonomy places the organism in Eukaryota, Metazoa, Chordata, Hyperoartia, Petromyzontiformes, Petromyzontidae. Gene Ontology annotation, biological process: cytokine-mediated signaling pathway. The record is from RefSeq and is a predicted model, not a curated record. Gene Ontology annotation, molecular function: cytokine receptor activity; cytokine binding. Gene Ontology annotation, cellular component: external side of plasma membrane; signaling receptor complex.